AUGCUCGGCGUACAGGACCCCCUCAAGUCCCCUUUCCCGGCAAUCGAGCCAUUCCUCCCGGUCGCCGGCCCCAUGUCCAGCGAUCUCCCUCCCCUUUCGGAUCUCUCGCGUCGCUUCACGAAAAGGUUCCGUUUCUGCCUGAUGAGGAAGAAGGGAGAGAGUCGCUCGACUCGGGAGGACGGGACCACGUCCUUAAAGAGUUCCAUAUUUAAUCUCUCCAACACGAUGAUCGGCGCUGGAAUGAUGGCCUUACCUGCAGCUAUGAACGUCCUAGGAGUCGUGACCGGGAGUGUAGCGCUUAUCUUCGUGGCGUUUUUAACCUAUGGGUCCGUCAUGGCCAUGGUUCGUUGUACUGUCGCCGCUGCUGGCUCUCCAUCCUCUUCCGAGGACCCUUCGCGGUUUCGGGAAUAUGACACGUCAAAUGACGCCGCGGGAGCAGCAGGAAGAGGCAGAACUGGCAGAGACGGCAAUUUCAGGGAAUUGGGAAGAAAAGCAAACGCUAGCAAUGGAGGGAAUUUCAGCGGUGUUGGCAGCCGCAGUUUCAGUAUGCGGGAUGAGGAGAAGCUGAGUUAUAACCACACCGUGGCUACAGCCCUGGGAAGCACGGGACGGCUGGUGCUGCAGGUGUCGAUUGUUGUCAACAACUUGGGCCUCAUGAUGGUGUUCCUUGAUAUCAUCGGGGAUGUGCUUGUAGGGAGCGCCACAGGACCUGGCGUUCUGCCACUGGAUCAGCUGCACUUGUCCCCAGACGUGGCUAGAAAGUCUAUCCUCGCUAUAGUCAUCCUCCUUAUUCUGCCUCUCUGCCUGCAAGAAAGACUCGGGUCCAUGAAGGUCGCGAGCAAGAUAUCAGUGGCUCUGGCCAUAGCGUUUGUGCUGCUCGUGCUGCUGCUGUCUGGAGGGAAGAUUGCAGCUGGUGCAGCCACCAUGCCGCCACUGUUCGCCACGUCUGGCAAUGCCCUGGCUGUUUUCAGCGUCAUCAACGUCGUCACCAACGCCUUCAUAUGCCAUUUCAACGGUGAGUAUGAUGGACUAGAGUUCCAGGACCGUUCUCUGCCCCGCAUGCGCACGGUCGUGCGCUGCUCGGUCAUCAUCACCACCCUCGUCUACCUCGCAGUCGGCAUUUUCGGCCUCGUGCUUUUCGGCCCCGACGUGCACACAGACGUGCUCUACAACUUUGAACCCCUCUACCCCCCCACCAUGCACACCGAUGUGCACACAGACUUUUGGGCUCGUGCUCUUCGGCUCCGACGUGCACACAGACUGACCCCGAUUUACAGGGAGCUGAGGGGCCGUUCCCUCCCCCGCAUGCGCACGGUCGUGCGCUGCUCGGUCAUCAUCACCACCCUCGUCUACCUCGCAGUCGGCAUUUUCGGCCUCGUGCUCUUCGGCUCCGACGUGCACACAGACGUGCUCUAUGAUUUCGACACGAGCUUGGAUGUCGUUCCAGGAAUGAGCCCCGUGAUUGCGGCUCAUGCGGUUGCUCUAGGGCAGGGGGUGAAGGUGGGGUAUGCGAUUUCCAGAGUGCUUUCGCUGCCUCUUGCGCUGUUUCAGCUGCGGCUGGUUGUGGCGGCGCUGCUGUCGGCUUGUCUCGGAAGGAAAGGGAGAGGAGAGAGGGACGAGGGAAGAACCACAAGCAAUGGCAAAUCUGAAGCUGUAAAUGGGGAAGCUGGUUUUAGCAGCGGGCAGACAAAGGAGAGGACGAGGGUAAAUUCCCUUGAGUAUAUUCAGGUGGAUGGGAAUGAGGAUGGGGCAGAGGAAGCAGGUGAGGAGGAGGUGGGAGAAGACAGGGAAGGGGAAGAGACAGAGGGGGAGGAGGAGGACAUGGAAGGGGAGGAGGAAGAAGAGGACGAGGAGGCGAGGCUUGAAGAGCUUCGACGAGCAGAGGAAAAGGCAACAAAAAGGCGGCGUUUUUGGCGUCAAGUUCGAUUUGUACUCCUUACAGUGUUCCUUCUCGUUUUAGCCUUCUGUGGAGCGGUGCUGGUGCCGGAUAUCUGGAUAGUGUUCCAGUUUAUGGGCUGUACUGCGGCGGUUAUCAUAGGGUUUGUUUUCCCCGGGCUGGUGGCUUUAAGGGCGAAAGGAGGAACUGUAUCAGUGUCUGAUACGGUGGUGGCAUGGUUACUGGUGUUGGUGGGUGUAGCUGUGGGUAUUAUUGGUAUUGUUGUCAAUGUUGUGGUGCUCUUGACGAGGGAUGGCAUGCAUUGA
Messenger RNA from Closterium sp. Naga37s-1, 2202 nucleotides. The record is from the annotation of a GenBank genome assembly. Lineage: Eukaryota; Viridiplantae; Streptophyta; Zygnematophyceae; Desmidiales; Closteriaceae.